UUAGUCAGAGUUUCGCUUCCGUCUCGUUGAUUCUUCGUUACGAUUCAGGCCCGGGAUCGUAUCUAUCUGAGAAAUGUUUCUGCAAUCGUGCAACCAACGAGGAUAUAUUCCUCCGUCGAACGGUUUAAAUUCGUAGCUGUGUCUCGUCAAUUAGAAAUCAAAGGUAAUUCCUCUGGGUCUGACAGAAGAAUGUUGAUGGGACGUCGAGGAUUCAACAGGUACUGAGGGAGUUCCGAGGGAGUCUGAAUUCGACGCGUGCAGGGUGUUAACGUAGCUUUUCAUUCCAAUAAAAAAAAAAAAGUCUCGUGUUUUACGUAACACUAUUUCGAUAACUGCUAUCGAAUCUUGCAAGCUGAUCCAGGAUAAAAUAUCGUUGACCUAUUUGGGCCCGGUGCUUCCUCCAACAAACUCUACUGCAAUGAAGCGAAAUUAAAGGCCAACCGAGUGCAUCAGUGCAGAAGAACCCACGGAUUUGCAAGUGCGCUACAUGAAAGCGAACGAUGAGGCGCUAUCGAAUUUGGAGCCGACCAGCGCGGAUAAAGCGAACAAGAAUGAAGAACACUCUGUCGUGCACGAAUCGCUGGAUUUAAUCGACAAAUCGACACCAGACAUCGAUGUAUCGGAUACGAAAGUAAUUCAAGAAGGCCUUCAAUUCAGCUCGGAACUUCCGCCGACGUUACACGAACGGUUUAUGCGAAUCAAACAAAUGGUGAAAGAUGCCAUAGCUGCACACCACACGUUCAUGAUUUACGGAAGGUCACGAGUGAUUCGAGAAUGUAUGCUAAAGCGAGGAUGGUGCGAAAAAUUCUUCAGAAAAAACGCCGAGCAACAUUUGAAUGUGGAUGCAAGUCCUGUGGUAUUGCUGGCUGGCAUCGGCGAUUUGAAAGAUCAGCAAAGCGAACGCCAACUAAUCUCUCGAAUGCUCACUAAUUACACCGUGGAUUUCCUCUGGAACACUGGAUCGGACUGGCCCGGUUGGCCAGCGCAGGACAAUAAGGCGACAAUUUUUAACAGAUACUGCCGGGCAGGAUUCACUUCGAAGGUGGGUUUGUGUUCGAACGUCAGACAAAUGCACUGGUACUACGAGGCUGGAGUGGCGAACACCCUUUUCCCACGUUGCUAUAAUUUAUGCCAGGGCGAUCAGAUGCACGCUUUCAUCGAAGAUUUUCGAUUCACAGCGUGUCUAGGCCUGUUAAAGUGGUUAGUUAGCAAGAUCAACGACGAAGGUGAGUGCGCGAUUAGAGCGCCGACUGGCACGGUGCCUUUGAAGGCUUUAGAAUUCGCGAUCAAGCGAUGCAGCGACUACAUUAGCGCACAAUCGCACGAGGAUAUCGAUCAAGAAGCGGAAAGGAUCUGGGCGCAUCAGUGGGAUCAGUUUAUCAGCUGGUACUAUCAGAUCGUUCACGGACAAGCCCUCUUUAUUCGAAACAAUGUGCCAUUUCAAAAAUUCUUCUUGGCGUCGAAGCAUAUCUUGAAGAAGAUGAAGAAGUACUGGCCACAGAUCGACAUGGACGGCGUGAUGAACGUGUGGAUCAUGAAACCGGGGAACAAAAGUCGAGGCCGUGGAAUCGUUCUCUUGAACAAACUGGAAGAUGUGAUGGCGAAGAUGAACCCAUCGAAUAAAUCAGACACACGUUACGUUAUACAGAAGUACAUUGAACGACCGUUGCUGAUACAUAGCACUAAAUUCGACAUCAGACAGUGGUUCAUCAUUACCUGCGCUCAGCCUCUGACUCUCUGGAUAUACAAAGAAAGUUAUCUGCGAUUCUGCUCGCAGAAAUUCAGUUUGACGGACUUCCACGAGUCGAUUCAUCUGUGCAAUCACGCGAUCCAGUGCAAGUACACCAACUGCGGCGAUAGGAAUCCUGCGUUACCCUCGGACAACAUGUGGGAUGCCACGACCUUCAAGGAGUUUCUCAAGUCCCAAGGACACGACAAAGCGUGGGACGAUAUCAUUUAUCCUGGCAUGAAGCAAGGCCUGGUUGGCUCUUUGUUGGCCAGCCAAGAAGCCAUGGACCGUCGGAAAAAUAGCUUCGAACUGUACGGCGCCGACUUUAUGGUUAUGGAUGACUUUUCCGUAUGGCUGAUCGAGAUCAAUAGCCACCCUGACAUGAGUUACUCGAGCAAAGUCACCACACGCCUGUGCAGGCAAGUUCUGGAGGAUACCAUAAAAGUGGUUAUCGAUCAUCGUGAAGACAAAAACGCGGACACGGGACAGUUCGAGUUGGCCUACAAACAAAGGAUGCCCAGUUGUCAGCCAUAUCUAGGCGCAGCUCUGUCUCUUCAAGGCACUAGGAUAUCUAUUUGCGGGAAGAAGUCCAUUCUGAACAGCCAAGAGUCGAAAGUUAGCCUUGUUUCGAAAUCUCCAAUGACCUGUUUGACGAAGAAGAAAUCGACGCACAAUCAGAUCGGUCCAGUGAUCGUUGAUUUGAUCGAGGAAUUAGAGAUACAGUUGGAUCGGGAGUUCUAUGCUUACUACAAGAUGGAUUCGACUAAGUUGAGGCAAGCUCUGCCAACGAGUGCACCAACAAAGCCUUUAAUAACUGCCGUGCUGAUCGAUAAGCAAGAAUCGACUGUGAAAAGUGCACCUGUGAGCGGGCCAAAGCCUAACGUUAAAUCAAAACCUCCUACGUCGAUUCAGGAAAAGAUUGGGAAUAUUCAGAGACAUAUAGUACGUAUGCCGAGAAAAUCACAUACUUUAGCUGGAACGAGUAGUAAUACAAUAGAAUCGUCCCUUAUAAAGCAAUCGUUAGUUUCAAAGAUCAUGGCUUUCCAGAAACAAUCUACAAAGCUGGCUCCGAAAAUUGAAAAACCUCUGAAGCCAAGCAACGAGAAGGUAAUUAAGACAGUGAUGCGAGAGGCGAUUAAAAAAUAUAACAAGAGUACUCCUUUGUCCGCCACUACUUCAGAAACACCAACGUUGCCAUCUCUUCUGUCUGCAACAAACAAGGUUGAUCAAACAGCGUGAGAGGGAUUCCUCAGGAUACCAAAAGGUCUUACAAUUUCACAAAUAUUGUACAAGACGAAACAGGUGUUUGCAAAAGAAAAAUGCUGAUCGAGAAGAACAAACGUUUGCUAAAAACAGUGAGGGAUGUAAUUCACGAGAUGAGCGAGCAGGAAAGUCUGCCUCAAAUGGACUUGGGCUCGAUUCAAAGUAUCAAGCCUCAGAAUAAAAUCACAGUGACUAAUCUAGCGAACCGGAGCGAGCAAGAAGUGCGAGUGAUAAAGCCAAUGAAAAUUGGGAACAACUGCGCGGUUACGAUCGACUUGCAAAAGCCAGUCUUUAAGAAGCAAAAGGUGGAAAAAUUUUUGGACGACUCCAUGCACGAGGCCGUGAAAAACUAUCGAACGAACAGAGAUACGUGGGACAGAAUAAUGAAAGAACAGUUUAUCUAGGCUUAACGAAAAAAAAAAUAAAAAAAUAAAAAAAAUAAAAAAAUAAGAAUAAAAAAGAAAGAAAGAAAAAAUACUCUCAUCCUGAACAUAGAGCAAUAUCGAAGCGCAUUUAUCGAUUACCAUUACGAAUACCAUCGCUGAAUAAUGUCAACGGAAGUUUAUGAUAAAGUAAAUUAAAAUGUAAAAAGACCAACACGAACGAA
This is a messenger RNA of Frieseomelitta varia, 3599 nucleotides long. RefSeq names its product tubulin glycylase 3A-like. The record is from RefSeq and is a predicted model, not a curated record. Gene Ontology annotation, molecular function: protein-glycine ligase activity, initiating. Gene Ontology annotation, biological process: cilium assembly; protein polyglycylation; cilium movement. NCBI's taxonomy places the organism in Eukaryota, Metazoa, Arthropoda, Insecta, Hymenoptera, Apidae. The coding region runs from base 488 to 2968 and encodes 826 amino acids. Gene Ontology annotation, cellular component: cilium. The transcript has 14 exons.